Nymphaea colorata (pocket water lily) is the source of this 1788-nucleotide messenger RNA. RefSeq names its product 26S proteasome non-ATPase regulatory subunit 12 homolog A-like. The record is from RefSeq and is a predicted model, not a curated record. Gene Ontology annotation, cellular component: cytoplasm; nuclear proteasome complex; proteasome regulatory particle, lid subcomplex. Lineage: Eukaryota; Viridiplantae; Streptophyta; Magnoliopsida; Nymphaeales; Nymphaeaceae. The coding region runs from base 160 to 1485 and encodes 441 amino acids. The transcript has 11 exons.
GCGCGGUGGAGAAGGAGGAAUAAAGAAAACUAGGAAGCAAGAAAAAGGAAGACGUUAAAAGUACGAAACCCUCUCUCUCUCUCUCUCUCUCUCUGUCCCUCUCUCGGUUCUAGCAGGGCGAAGGGGGAAGCAAAGAGGGUUAGGAGGAAAAAGGAGAAAAUGGACGGAAAUCUAGAAGCAUCUAUAGAGUCUCUUUUAAAUGUAGAAAAGCAGAUGAGACUUGCUGCUGAUGUUGCUGGAACUAAGAAAGCAGUCAUUGAUAUUGUGCAACUCUGCUUUCAAGCUCGUGCAUGGAAAACACUUAAUGAUCAGAUUGUCCUUCUUUCAAAAAGAAGGGGCCAAGUUAAGCAGGCUGUGACUGCAAUGGUGCAGCAAGCAAUGCAAUAUAUAGAUGAAACACCUGAUCUUGAAACUCGUAUUGAACUUAUCAAGACAUUGAACAAUGUCUCAGCUGGAAAGAUUUAUGUUGAGAUUGAAAGGGCAAGGCUUAUAAAAAGGCUUGCCAAAAUCAAAGAAGAACAAGGACUUAUUGCAGAAGCUGCUGAUCUAAUGCAAGAAAUUGCUGUGGAAACUUUUGGUGCAAUGGCCAAGACAGAGAAAAUAGCUUUCAUACUUGAACAGGUGCGUUUGUGCUUAGACCGCAAAGACUAUGUCCGUGCACAAAUUCUCUCCAGGAAAAUUAGUCCUAGAGUAUUUGAUGCUGACACAUCAAAGGAGAAGAAGAAGCCAAAAGAAGGCGAUAACAUUGUUGAGGAGGCUCCUGCAGACAUACCUUCGCUGUUAGAGCUUAAGAGAAUUUACUAUGAAUUGAUGAUUCGGUACUAUUUCCAUCACAAUGACUACCUAGAGAUUUGCCGUAGUUACAAGGCAAUCUAUGAGAUUCCUUCUAUCAGAGAAGACCCAACUCAAUGGAUGCCAGUCUUGAGGAAAAUUUGUUGGUAUCUAGUAUUGUCUCCACAUGGCCCAAUGCAAUCUAGUCUUCUUAACUCUACAUUGGAAGAUAAGAAUCUGACUGAGAUUCCUAAUUUCCGUGCACUGUUAAAGCAACUAGUGACAAUGGAGGUAAUCCGUUGGACAACUCUUUGGGAAACAUACAAAGUUGAAUUUGAGCGGGAGAGAGAAAUGCUAGGUGGGCCUUUGGGGGAUAAGGCAGCUGAAGAUCUUAGACAACGGAUUAUUGAACAUAACAUUUUGGUGGUUUCAAAAUACUAUUCGAGAAUCACUGUGAAGAGGCUUGCAGAACUGUUGUGCCUCAGUUCACAGGAAGCAGAAAAGUACAUGUCUGAAAUGGUUGUAUCCCAAUCCCUUGUGGCAAAGAUCGACAGACCAGCAGGCAUAGUUAGCUUCCAGUCUGCAAAAGACAGCAAUGACAUUCUUAACUCGUGGGCAACAAACUUAGAGAAGCUUCUUGAUCUUGUAGAAAAGAGCUGUCAUCAAAUCCACAAGGAAACCAUGGUUCACAAAGCGGCACUUAAAGUUCAGUAACCAACCAUUCUCAAUCGGUCAGUCAUUUGAACACGGGUUCUAGGACAUAACGAGAUUACAGAUCUACUACUGCUUUUCAUUUCUCAAUCUUGUAUUUUCUGAUACUCAAGCAAGGUUAGUAGUUCCUUUUUAUAUUUCUUUGGUAUACCUUAUUAUUUUCAAAGCUGUCUGCAUGCGGGCAUUGGUCUUGUUGCGGACUAACUGUGUGUUUAAUUUUUUGGUGUAAUUUUGCAUUGUGAGAUAAAACAGUUGGUCUGUUGACCUUUGCGUAACUUACCAUAUCUAAAGUUAUUUUUGGUAACA